This is a messenger RNA of Drosophila novamexicana, 2911 nucleotides long. It is a transcript of the gene sstn, whose product is annotated as homeobox protein 5. Bases 402 to 2477 code for a protein of 691 amino acids. The record is from RefSeq and is a predicted model, not a curated record. The transcript has 3 exons. NCBI's taxonomy places the organism in Eukaryota, Metazoa, Arthropoda, Insecta, Diptera, Drosophilidae.
UGCAUGUUUUUAUAAUAUAAUUUGCUGAAUUCGUUUUUAUUUCAACUAAACAAGCGACGUUUAAAUUCCCUUCGCAACUUGUUUGAUGUUAAUAUUUUAAAUUAAAGCGUCCAACGACUGCAGCCGUGUGUUGUGCCCAAGGAAAAGUGACGACGCCGUCUCGCAGCGACGCUAUGCGACCGCAUUUCUGCGUAGCAUAAAAACAAAAGACCAGCAUCGCCACACCAAGCGUCCUAUUUGUUUGGUAAACAUUGCAUCAAAUUAGGGCAGGGCAGGGCACAUCGAGGCGGAUUAUUGGAUCUCGCACGCACCGCGCACCGCAACCACCGCCAGUCAAAACAGUAUAAGCUGUGAAUGUAAGCAGAUCGCAUCAACUGACGCAGGGAGCAGAAAUCCUGGCGAUGCAAUUGAAAGCGCCCAAGAGCAGGAAUAUGGCCAGUCUGAAAGAUGAUGAACCGGCAGCUAACCAUCGACAAGGCAACAGCAACAACAACAACAAUAACAACAACAACAAUAGUACGAGUAGCAAUCCAACCAGCAGCGGCAGCAACAACAAUAAUAAUAAUAACAAUAACAAUAAUGAGGAUGUUGCCAGCAAACGCGAGUCCUUGGAGGCGCGCAAACAGUCGCUGGAGCAGCGCUUGAGCGAAAAGAGCUGGUUGCUGCAGCAGAUCCAGAAGCAGGAGUCUGCCAUCAUGCACGGCAAUUACGAGCACCUGACGAUCAACGAGUUCUUUGCCCAGUUGGCGCAGCAGUACAAGCAUGAGCAACAGCUGCAGGCAUUGGCCAAGGACAGCGGCGCAUUGCUGCGACGCAAACAGAGCACCAGCAGCCGAGGAGGCGAGAGCCAGCCCGGUGGCAGCCAGACCUAUAGCAGCCACAAUAAUAAUAACAACAAUCGACACUCGGAGACGCAUUCUAAUCGCAGCUCAGAGUAUGAUAAUUAUCAGCCAGCUGGCUCCAAUGGUGACAUGCUGGUCAUAGGCGUCGCUCAGCAGCAAUCCCAGCAGCAUCCGCACGUUAAGAGCGCCUUGAAGAAACGUCCCACACCCACGCCCACUGCCCAAAUACAAAUGCAAUAUGUGGCACAGCGGCAGCAAUUGCCACAGCAGCCACAUGUUCUGCUGCAGCAGCAGCACCAUCAUAUGGAAAUGUAUUCGCAGCAGCAUGCCAGCUAUUUGCAACAGCAACAGCAGCCGCCAAAGCAACGCUCCCAAGGCCAGACGGAUGUCAUAUCCAUGUACUCGGCCAACUCCUCGAAUGUGGCCACGCUGCGGCAGCAGCACGUGGCGCCCCAGCAGCAGCCCAUUAUUGUGCAGUGCGACAAGUACUAUCUGUCACCGACUCAUCAGAGCUACAACGAGGGCGGCUUCAUCAAGUCCAGUCAGAACAUCAAGAAGUAUGUGUCGCCGCUCGCCUCGCCGAGUGCCAUUAGCUAUGAGCAAGCCUCGUUGCAUCAUCAGCGACAACUGGACGCCAUCUCGUUGGCGCCCAGUUACAUGUCCGUAGAUGUGGAGAGCGUGCAUCAGCAGCAGCAGCAGCAACAACAGCAGCAGCAGCAGUAUCGCUGGCGCUCACAAUCCCAUAUUGCAGCACUGACGCCGCCUCAUCCGCAUCAGAAUCAGAGCAUGACCGCUGCCCUGGCAGCCGAACCGAAGUCGCAUUCCAGCGAUAUGCUGGCGGCGCCCAUGCCGCGCUAUGCCAGCAAGCCCAAGCCCCUCGACGAGAUAUCAUUGUGCUCAACGUCCGCCAGCAGCACGACCAUAGAGAAGAAGCUCAAGCCCAAGCAGUGGCUUGAAUCGUCGCUCGAUGGGCCCGCAGUUGUGCGGCAAAUCGAAUCCACAGCUCACAGUCCGGUCAGCAGCAAUGGCAGUGGCGCCGCUGCCAAGCCUCGGACCAAGCUCUCCUCGCAGUCGAUGUCGGUGUCGGGUCGUCACUACUCCAUGUCCGCUCAGCGCAGUGCACAUAAUUAUGCGCCCACUGGAUAUCCGGUUGUCGGCAGCUCGAAGGCUCUGCAGCACGCGGACGAAAGAUUUGCCAAGCUUAGUCAGUCCACGUCCUAUCUGAAUGCCAUGGAGCAGACGGUGGGCAUCUCGGCCUCGUACCCGCUAGAACCGCUCGAAAUACCGCCAUUUAGGCUUCUGCCGCCCAAGCCAAACCAAAACCAGCAGCCAACGCCGCCGCCCAGGCCCCCGCCAGUUGGCAACAACAACAACAUCAGCAGCAGCAGCAGCAAUAAUAAUAUAAGCGGCAAUGCUCUGCAGAAUGCUUUGGUGUCGCCGCCGCUGGCCGUGGCCACAGCCACGGCUGCAGCUGGAUUGUCGCCUGAAAUACGCAUCGAAUCGCCCAAGAACAUGACCGUGGUGCAGCAGGCCACCUUUCAGCCGUACAAGGAGGUGACCAAGCCCUUCGAAAUGUCCGACUUCUACAAGUACUCGACGAAGUUCAAGCAGAAAGAGGGCGGCCGGCCAGAAUGACAAGAAAACAUUUUCGUUUUUCUCCUAGUAUAUAGUUUGCUCUUGACUCUACCUAUUUAUGAUAUUUUGUUUGACCGACGAGGAUCGAAUUUCCAAUCUGAAAUUGAUGCGUCCCUUCGCGGUUGUGCCUUGCGGUUAGCGCAAAACGAACUACAAAGUUUUAUACAAAUUGAAUAGGAGUUAAUUAUUGGAUAACAAAUGAAUAGACAAAACAGGAUGUCCAAUUUAAGGCAACUGACAAAAUUAAGCGCCAAACAAAUUGUACAUUGACUCAACGCCUUCGUGAUUUGCCUUUUAUCAAAAGUUUUAUAUGUCUUUUACUGAUAUUGCAUUUACAAACUGAACUGAAACGAAUGUGUUGUAGAAAAACUUAUAGUUAUUGUUAAUAAUGGAUUGUACAAAAUAUAAUUUGUACACUGACUUCAAUAUACACU